AUGGUUUUCUGUUUCAGAUUUAUAAAUAGUUUUGAUGAGAGCUUCAACGUCACAGCGGGCGAGAAGGCUUAUGUGAACGUCACCAGUCACAAUGCCAGCGAGUAUCAGUUUUUCUCUUUGGGCGUAAAAAACUUUACGAUAAGCUCAACACAACAGAUUCCACAAAACUGUACAAAGAAUUUCCAAUCAUCCAACCUUGAAUUCGGUAGUGCCUUCACCUACGUAAUCAGAAGGGAGGAUACUGGCUGCCCCAAAAUGUAUGAGUUUGAAGAUAUUUCACCCAACACAAUUAACAUGGCUCUGCAGAUUCCGCAAUAUUUCCUCCUCACCUGCGGCGAGGUGGUUUUCUCUGUCACGGGACUGGAGUUCUCAUAUUCUCAGGCCCCCUCCAACAUGAAGUCAGUGCUUCAAGCAGGAUGGCUGUUGACGGUGGCUGUUGGCAACAUCAUUGUGCUUAUUGUAGCAGGAGCAGGCCAGUUCAGCGAACAGUGGGCUGAGUACAUUCUGUUUGCGGCGUUGCUCCUGGUGGUCUGCAUAGUAUUUGCCAUCAUGGCCCGGUUCUAUACUUACGUCAAUCCAGCGGAGGUUGAAGCUCGGUUUGAUAAUGAGGAUGAGAAAAAGAACCUGGAAAAUAUGAAUAUAUAUGCCACAGUGGCUCCCGUCUCACAGACACAGAUGUGAAUGUCAGGAAGCAAGUGGAGGAUGGACCGGGUCCAGGACAUACCCUGACUUCUGUCCCCUGGUGGCAAGACACUCUGAUGGGGAGGACUUCGGAAUUGUGAACCAAGAAUGCUCUUUCUAAGCAUCCAGCAAUGAACCUAAAACUCUGAAAGAAGUCUUUUUAUUUUGAGAAAAGUCAUAUUUAAAGCAUGUACACACAUACGUACACAUACACACGCAUUUCUACAACGAUGAAUCCAUGCCCUGCCUUUAACUCCUUUUCUACCACGUAAAUGAAGUUAUUUUGGACUAACUAGUCAUUUUUUGAAAGGGUGGCAAAGUUCCAUGUUGUUUGCAUUCUAACCCUCUUUGAAAACACUGUUAAAUGAGGCAGGAGCCGAUGUGAAAAGUGAAUUUACAUGCUUUAGAAUGGCAUGUAAUAAUAAGCACCAGCUAGUAUUAACUGAUAAUUUUACCUUUUGUUUUUUGUUUUAUUUUUUCCAUUCCCUACCUCUUUUUAAAUUUUGUAUGACUCAAAGACCACUCAGGUAAAGGCCAGUAAUGAUUUUUGGUGUCUCAAGUAUGAAAUACAUUCCUGUUCUUAAAAAUAAGUAUCUGUGUGUUUUGGGGGUAGGAUAAGAAAUCCUUAACCUGUGUCCCGAUUCUAAAAGUUGUGUACACUCAAUAAAAUGUCAUCAGAAGUUGAUAAAAGUAUGAACAAAAGCAAUGUCCACAUACAAUAAAUUCCAGGAAC
Molecule: messenger RNA, 1414 nt
Organism: Ailuropoda melanoleuca (giant panda)
Lineage: Eukaryota; Metazoa; Chordata; Mammalia; Carnivora; Ursidae
Gene: SLC15A1
Product: solute carrier family 15 member 1
Exons: 5
Coding region: 1-681 (226 amino acids)
Biological process (GO): transmembrane transport
Cellular component (GO): membrane
Molecular function (GO): transmembrane transporter activity
Source: RefSeq, a predicted model, not a curated record